Messenger RNA from Rhineura floridana, 2370 nucleotides. RefSeq names its product dynein cytoplasmic 1 light intermediate chain 1 (gene DYNC1LI1). Gene Ontology annotation, molecular function: dynein heavy chain binding. Gene Ontology annotation, biological process: microtubule-based movement; microtubule cytoskeleton organization. Gene Ontology annotation, cellular component: cytoplasmic dynein complex; centrosome. The record is from RefSeq and is a predicted model, not a curated record. Lineage: Eukaryota; Metazoa; Chordata; Lepidosauria; Squamata; Rhineuridae. Bases 212 to 1795 code for a protein of 527 amino acids. The transcript has 13 exons.
UCAGUCCCAACAUCCGGGUUCCUGUCAACGCUACCGCGGCUGUUGCUGUUGCCGCCUGCUCCUUUCUCUCUCUCAUUGAAGAGGAGCGAAGCGGCGGCAGCAGCAGUAGCAGCGCUUUGCGUGGUGGGGAGGUAGAGAGUGGAGCGAAGGGAGCGCGCGCGCUCUCUCUCUCUCCCCCUCUCCUGGUUGUGUGUGUGUGUGUACAGCGAAGAUGGCGGCGGUGAUAGGAGGGCGAGCCGGCUCCUUCGGUUCCUCUUCUUCGCCGGGGCUGGGCUUGGGUUAUGGGGCUGCUGUUUUCAAUGCCACAAAUAGCAGCAGCGGCGCUGACCCGAGAGCGGGUGGUGACGAGGACGAUGGGCAGAAUCUCUGGUCCUGCAUCCUCAGCGAGGUAUCUACUCGUUCCCGAUCUAAACUGCCUUCGGGGAAAAACGUCGUGCUGCUGGGAGAAGAUGGAGCAGGUAAAACUAGUUUAAUUGGAAAACUUCAGGGAAUUGAGGAAUACAAGAAAGGAAGAGGAAUGGAAUAUUUGUACUUAAAUGUACAUGAUGAAGACAGAGAUGAUCAGACAAGAUGUAAUGUAUGGAUAUUGGAUGGUGACCUCUACCAUAAAGGUCUACUUAAAUUUGCAUUGGAAGCCAUCUCUCUAAAAGACACUUUGGUUAUGUUGGUGGUGGAUAUGUCUAAGCCAUGGACUGCUGUAGACUCUUUACAAAAAUGGGCAAGUGUUGUACGGGAGCAUAUUGACAAAUUAAAAAUUCCGCCUGAAGAAAUGAAAGAAAUGGAGCAAAAGAUUGUAAGAGACUUCCAAGAAUAUACAGAACCAGGGGAAGACUUUCCAGCUUCUCCGCAGAGGAGAAAUACUUCAUUACAAGAAGACAAAGAUGACAGUGUCAUUUUACCGCUGGGCGCAGAUACACUAACGUGUAACUUAGGCAUUCCUGUAGUAGUAGUUUGUACAAAGUGUGAUGCCAUUAGUCUACUGGAAAAAGAACACGAUUACAGAGAUGAGCACUUUGACUUCAUUCAGUCACACAUCCGACGGUUUUGUUUACAAUAUGGUGCAGCACUUAUUUACACUUCAGUAAAGGAAAAUAAGAAUAUUGAUUUAGUGUAUAAAUAUAUUGUCCAGAAAUUAUAUGGAUUCCCCUUCAAUAUACCUGCUGUUGUUGUGGAAAAAGAUGCAGUAUUUAUUCCUGCAGGAUGGGACAAUGAAAAGAAGAUAGGAAUAUUACAUGAGAACUUUCAGACUUUAAAAGUGGAUGACAAUUUUGAGGAUAUCAUUACAAAGCCUCCUGUCAGAAAGUUUGUACAUGAGAAAGAGAUAGUAGCAGAAGAUGACCAAGUAUUUCUUAUGAAGCAACAGUCUCUCUUAGCAAAACAGCCACCAACUGCAGCAGGAAGACCAGUGGAUACUUCACCAAGAGUCCCUGGAGGAUCUCCUCGGACACCGAAUAGAUCAGUAACUUCCAAUGUUGCCAGUGUUACACCCAUGCCUGCUGGAUCCAAAAAAAUUGAUCCUAGUAUGAAAGCUGGAGCCACGAGUGAAGGAGUCCUGGCUAACUUUUUCAACAGUUUGCUGAGUAAGAAAACUGGCUCACCUGGUGGUGUUGGCAGUCCUGGAGGAGUAGGGAGCACUGGAGGUGGGGGUGGCAGCAGCUUGCCACCAUCUGCAAAAAAGUCAGGCCAGAAGCCUGUCUUAACAGAUGUUCAAGCUGAAUUGGACAGAAUGUCACGAAAACCAGAUCUGGUCUCUCCAACAACACCUACAUCCCCUACAGAAGGUGAAGCAUCUUGAAGACACCAAAUAUAGCCAUUUAUUCAAUUUUUCUGGGAUAAUUUAAACUUGCCUCUGCCUCUUCCUUCCAUGAUGGGACUAGGGAACGGAAACAUUUUCAGAGAAGGACAAGCAGUUAAUGUCUUUUCUGUUGCCCAACUUUGUAAAAGGGAACUGUACAGAUGGCAAAUUAUCACACAAUGUAAGACUGCUGUUCAGAGUACAAUGUCGCAUUCAGAAGUAUCUCAUUCUGAUUUUUGUUUAAAAGUCAGUGUAAUUCUUUAAAAUUGAAAGUGUCCACUUAAUCAUUUGUAUAGCAAAAGGCUGCUUGAAGAGUUGAAAAUGUGAUACACAACAUGGGCACUUAAUUUAUAUUGAUCACCCAAACUUUUUAGUUUAAUGCAAUUUUACAUAUUAACCUCAAGGGAGAGGAUUUACUAGUUUUUGUUGGAAAGAGCAAUCAACUGUUGUUCUUUUGUGCAUCAUCAAUAAACUAACUCAAAUAAAAUUUAACACUUCAUUUGGAAUAUGACUUCAGACUGUGCUGAGCUCAUCUGAAAUCUAAACUGUAUUAAAUAAUUUGAACUAAACUCUCA